GGAAUUCAAAUCUUAUGCUUUAUGCGCACUAAAAUAAUUUUGUAACUAUAUACGCUCUCUCCAUCAAAAAAAUUUUAAAUCUUAAAUUUUUAUUAAAUAAUUUGUAAUAUAUUCUUUGUUAUAAUAAAUGUCUUUGUAAAAAAAACUAUAUUUAUAAAUUUUAAUAAAUUUGUAUAUUAUAUUAUGUUUAAAUUAUAUUAAUAUUAGUACAUAACCUCACAUAUUUAUGUUGUAAUUCUAAAUACAAAAGGAAGAUACUAGUAAAUAUUGUUUAAAUAUGGAAGUACUUAAGGAAUGUUCAGCAUAUUUAAGCAACUAUGAAGUUCUGAAUAUUCUACAGAGUAUAAAAGCAAAUAAAAAACAAAAAAUGAAACAAAAUCAAUUGGCAAGUAUAACAUAUCAGACUAUCAGAUAUUUAGAAAAUACUUCAUGUAAAACCCAGUCUCCAGAAAAAAUUAAAGACUUUUUAAGAACGAUGGAACCUUUCAAACUUACAAAAUGUGAAAUAUUAACUCUUUUAAAUGUAUGUCCUAAAACACCUCUUGAAAUACAAUUGAUUGUAGAAGAUAGUGAAGAUCGUUUAACUGAUGAAGAAGUAGAUUCUUUACUUCAAGUAGUAGCAAAUUAUUUAAAUGAAAAUGAACAAGAUGGAUAAUAUGGUUUUUCUAUUUUAACUUUACAAAUUUUUUAAAAACAUUUUAUAUAUUUUAUGUACAUUUUAUUUAUAGCAAACAAAGAAAUGAAAAUGAUAUAAUAUUAAAUACAUUAUGCAAA
Messenger RNA from Apis florea (little honeybee), 774 nucleotides. It is a transcript of the gene crcp, whose product is annotated as CGRP receptor component. Gene Ontology annotation, molecular function: nucleotide binding. The record is from RefSeq and is a predicted model, not a curated record. Gene Ontology annotation, biological process: transcription initiation at RNA polymerase III promoter. NCBI's taxonomy places the organism in Eukaryota, Metazoa, Arthropoda, Insecta, Hymenoptera, Apidae. Gene Ontology annotation, cellular component: RNA polymerase III complex.